CUCCAUUCUCUGUUUUUAAUGCUUCAUUAUUACUUCAGAAUUUGGAGGGGGGUUUUUUCCUCCUAGAAAUCUUCUAGGAAAAAAUAUUUAUGGAUGGGGCACUGUAGGAGAAGGAUGGAAAUUAGAAGCCCUUAGCAUCACAACCUAGGGAAUGCCGAGUGAAAUGAGAGUGAUUCCUGAAACAAGCUGAUGUCUCCAAUAACUGAAAAGAAGGAAAGAACUUUCAAAAAGUAGACAAGAAGAGAGAGGUUGCUACAGGUUCUGCCAGGAAGUCGCUGCUGAGCUCCAGGAAACCCCGGUGCUAGGGGAGUGCCACGGCAGGGCCGUUCCUCUCCACCCUCCAAUUCCCACCAGAGGCUUCUCUCAUGACUAUUGGACGCUGCUCCUUUAAAAGCAGCCACUCCUCCCAGCAUCUGGGGUGAGAUGGAGGGAAGCUGACAGACGUCUCCCAGCAACUAGGGAAGAUGGCCCAGGGUGGAGGAGUUGCUCCCAAGUCCUACAGUCCCCUUCCCUGAGUCAGGGGGGACGGGGGGAAUCUUCCCACCCCAAGCGCGACACGACAUGGCUCCGUGGCCUCUCAAGAACGGCUCUCUGGCUUUGUGGCCAGACGUUCCCACCUUGGACCCCAGUGCAGCCAACGCGAGUGGGUUCCCAGGGGUGCCCUGGGCAGCGGCAUUGGCUGGGGCGUUGCUGGCGCUGGCCACAGUGGGAGGCAACCUGUUGGUAAUCAUAGCCAUCGCCCGCACGCCGAGACUCCAGAUCAUAACCAACGUCUUCGUGACUUCGCUGGCCACAGCUGACCUGGUAGUGGGCCUCCUGGUAAUGCCACCAGGAGCCACGCUGGCGCUGACUGGUCACUGGCCCUUGGGCGCAACUGGCUGCGAGCUGUGGACUUCAGUGGAUGUGCUCUGCGUAACCGCCAGCAUCGAGACCCUGUGCGCCCUGGCUGUGGACCGCUACCUGGCUGUCACCAACCCUCUGCGUUAUGGCUCGCUGGUUACCAAGCGCCGCGCCCGGGCGGCCGUGGUCCUGGUGUGGAUCGUGUCCGCCGCCGUGUCCUUUGCACCCAUCAUGAGCCAGUGGUGGCGGGUAGGGGCGGACGCCGAGGCACAGGAGUGCCACUCCAACCCGCGCUGCUGUUCCUUCGCCUCCAACAUGCCCUACGCGCUGCUCUCCUCCUCCGUCUCCUUCUACCUUCCGCUCCUCGUGAUGCUCUUCGUCUAUGCCCGAGUGUUCGUGGUGGCUAAGCGCCAACGGCGUUUGCUGCGCCGGGAGCUGGGCCGCUUCCCACCCGAGGAGUCUCCACGGUCUCCGUCGCGCUCUCCAUCCCCUGUCGCGGGCGGGACAGGCGAGGCCCCGGAUGGAGUGCCCUCCUGCGGCCGGCGGCCGGCGCGCCUCCUGCCGCUCCGGGAACACCGCGCCCUGCGCACUUUAGGUCUCAUUAUGGGCAUCUUCUCUCUGUGCUGGCUGCCCUUCUUCCUGGCCAACGUGCUGCGCGCUCUCGCGGGGCCCUCUAUAGUUCCCAACGGGGUUUUUAUCGCCCUGAACUGGCUGGGCUACGCCAACUCCGCUUUCAACCCUCUCAUCUACUGCCGCAGCCCGGACUUUCGCGACGCCUUCAGGCGUCUUUUGUGCAGCUGCGGUGGCCGCGGGCGGGAGGAGCCGCGCGCUGUCACCUUCCCAACCAGCCCCGCUGAGUCCAGGCAGAGCCCUCCGCUCAACAGGUUUGGUGGCUACGAAGGUGAGCGUCCGUUUCCCACAUGAAGGACCGUGAAGAUCAAGCAAGGAAGCUCCAGAAAAGCAAGAAACGACUCUACGGAUGCAGAAUUUCUGUAAAGGCCCUGAUUUCUGCUCAGAGUGAAUCCCCGAAACCUCAGCUCUCCAGAGAUUGCUGACUAGACCAGGAGAUGUGAAAGGGAACUCUUACCAAAAGGGUUUCACCAUCCUCUCUUUCCGAGAGAGGGUGUCUAAGACCCACCUCGAACUUCACCACUACCUCAGCCUCUGGGGUGUCAGGCCACCUGUGCCUGGCAGCCCCGGGAGCAGCCCGAUGGCCUUGGAGGGGUCCCCAUCACCCCGCUUGUGUAUGUGCUGUGUGUAUAGGACAAAGAAAGAACUCUACCUACCUCCCCACCUCCUACUUUCCUGACCCCGAUGUGAUAAUCCAGGCUCUGUGUCUCUGCUUAGUUUGAGGGCAAGAAGCCAGGAAAAAAACAACAAAGUUUAAGGUUCUGUCCCUGGCUCCUCAUUAUGGCUCUCCAAGCACCACCUCUCACAUUAGGCACAAAGCAGCUCUGAUCUACCUCAC
This is a messenger RNA of Meriones unguiculatus (Mongolian gerbil), 2308 nucleotides long. RefSeq names its product adrenoceptor beta 3 (gene Adrb3). NCBI's taxonomy places the organism in Eukaryota, Metazoa, Chordata, Mammalia, Rodentia, Muridae. The transcript has 4 exons. Gene Ontology annotation, molecular function: beta3-adrenergic receptor activity; epinephrine binding; norepinephrine binding. Gene Ontology annotation, biological process: norepinephrine-epinephrine-mediated vasodilation involved in regulation of systemic arterial blood pressure; adenylate cyclase-activating adrenergic receptor signaling pathway. Gene Ontology annotation, cellular component: membrane. The record is from RefSeq and is a predicted model, not a curated record. Bases 562 to 1764 code for a protein of 400 amino acids.